AUGGAGACCCCCUUAACUUCUGAGAGUAAUGCACUUCAGACCCGUAGAGGGAAACGCCAUCGCAUCGACCUCGCCAGCCCGCAAUUCGAAGAUCAACUGAAACGAGCAAUUGACUUGAUCGCUAAUGAUCAGUCACUGCCUCCACAUUUGAAGGCGGCUAUGGGCUACCUCUUCGAAAUCAGGAACGAGAUGAAUGAAGUCUUGGCAAGGAAUGCGCAGCUAUUAGAGGAGAAUAGGCUAGUUAAGGAAAAGAACUGUAUGCUGCAGAGUGAGAUCGAUUCUCUUAAGUCUCAAAUUAAUGUUCUCAAAAAAUCGCUAUCUGAUGAUCCUCCCCAAUCGAAGGAGGGCCCUAAUGAAUCUUCUUCUCUCGCGUUUGAAGAAAUUGAACGUAGGCGAUCUGUAGUAAUAGCUGGUGUUAGUGAAUGUGAUUCUAAUGUAUCCUCUGUAAGGGUUUCAUAUGAUAUUGCCUGUGUACGCAGAAUUAAUGAUUUUCUCUCUAUCGAUUCACACCCAGUCAGUGUUUACAGGAUGGGUAAAUAUAUGGCCGGUAGACCUCGCCUUCUGAAGGUUGUAUUUCCUUCUUCUUUUUUCUCAUCACUGCUCCUUAGAAGAGCGCCACGAUUGAGAUUUUUCCCCGAGAAGGGGAUCUUUAUCAGACCUUCGUUACCUCUUUCCGAGCGAAAACGUUUUAAAGUUUCAAACGGUAGUAGUGUCGUUCCUAGUACCUCUCCUGUUACUCUGUCAUUGUCUUCCGCACUUUCUCUGCUCAUAAAACAAAAGAGCCCCGAUAUUGUAGGAAUAACCGAGACAUGGCUCAACCCCACCAUAAGCCUAGCGUCCCUUAUUCAUGCAGAUUUAGGUCCUUAUAGCGUUAUGAGGUGUGAUCGUCUUACAAAACGUGGAGGAGGAUUGGCCCUGUUUAUAAAGAACGUUUUUUCACCUAUGACCGUCUUCUCUGAAUCACUGGCAAAUGCAUAUGAAAUUUUAUGUUGUGAUUUCUGUAUCAGUCAAUUCGUUGACAUUGCAACGUUGAAUGGGAGGACCCUUGACUUGGUUUUGUCCAAUGAAGAGAGCUUGAUCGAGAACCUGGAAGUAUGCUCACCCAUUGGUGGCAGUGAUCACGCAUCUAUUAUAUUCACUAUCAACGCUCAUAUACUAAAGGACGAAGCAAUAACCAGGAGGGAUUUUGGUAAAGCGAAUUAUGAGAACAUUGUAUGCCACCUUGCGAGUAUUGAUUGGCUUGGUUCUCUAAAUUGUGCAAGCACGGUUGACGCGAAAUAUGAACUGUUUUUGGGCAUUCUCAUGGACUGCAUUGAACGUUACGUGCCAUUAGUAGAGAAGUCGCUUGGAGGUUCAGCCUUACCUCCGUAUCUUGCUAAUCUGACCCAGAGGCGUGAGCGGGCAUGGCAUAAGGCACGGAUGACUAAGAACUCGGCCGACGAAAGGGAGUUUGAGAGACUAAAUAGAAAGUUAGAAAAGAAACUCAAAAAAUUUAAUACAUCAGUCGAGAAAAAA
This is a messenger RNA of Cooperia oncophora, 1515 nucleotides long. Lineage: Eukaryota; Metazoa; Nematoda; Chromadorea; Rhabditida; Trichostrongylidae. The record is from the annotation of a GenBank genome assembly.